AUGUUCCCAGCGUUUAAGUUUCUUUCUCUGGACUAUGCUUUUGAGAAUGUCAUGAAACAAAAACUUGCCAUCUCUUGGAUGCAUAUUCCAUUUCCCAAUGAGAUUCUACAGGAAGAAGAUUAUUUCCAUACCAAAGUUUUUGUAAAUGACACAUACAGAAGACCGUGGAAGAGAUCUAUUCCAACCUGCCAGAUACAAGAAGAGGACUUAUUGAUAGAUAUGUGGAAAACAUACACUUCCUACACAUAUACUUCCUUUGAUGACUUUCUGGAAAGAAAAGAAGAGGCUUUGGCUAUAGUUCCCAGUUCAAAUCCUUGUUCUCAGAUAGACCAAGAGGACGUGUGCUCUGUCAGUGAGAGUGGUGCAGGUGAAGCUUCACAUACUGAUGAAUGCUGGAAAACUCUCCCAUCCAGUGACACAGAAGAUAAUUUGUUACCAGAAGAAGCUGUAUUUGUAGAUUGUCUCUUGCAAUUUAGACAACAUCUGCCUAGCCUGUCCACUUUGCUAAAAAGGCUGAAAACAAUUCCUGUGCAGGAUCCUCUCCUAGAAUGGAAAGAGACCCUUCCUACUAAGGAAUUACUUUUCAGCCGACCUGAGGGGGGCGCGGCUUGUCCUGAGUACCGUACGCUCGUUGUGGAGGUGGAGGUACUGGUGGAGGCAUUGGAGACGAACGGGGGAGAGACUGUAGAGACCGGAGAGAGACCUGCAAGACCGGAGAGAGACCGGAGAGAGACCAUCAAGAGGAGUGACUUACCUAGUCACAGCGUCUGGCCAGCACGUCGAGGCUUCCGGGUGCCAAUUCGGGCAUCAGCAAGGAGGGAAGGAGCCUUACCCUUUUGGAACCUUUUGGACGGAAGAUGGCAACUGAACCUACCAAAUCUACCCACGGCUAUUCCUGAAUAUCCAGAAAGCCAUGUGGACAUCGAGUUUCCUUUGCUUAAAGUUUCAUACGUUCCAGCUAUAUCACCACACCAUACAAUAGAUCAGCUGAUGGAGAAAAUAUGUAUCAGACCUGAUAAACUGGUGGAUUCUUGGACCUUGGAAGAUAAUUAUCAGAACGAGUUUGGACUGACUAUAAAGCAUGAUACAGUUAUUGAGAAACUGAAUUCUUAUUCUACUACAGGCAGUCUAGCUUUAAAUAGAAUGGAGUCAGUAACAAGGAUUACUCCAACGCAGCUGGAACGAGUACUAGAAGAGAAGCAGGCAUGUGUCAAGCAAAGAGACAACUUUCAGAAAACUGGCACAAUGUUUAUAUCUCAGCUGUUGUUUUCAGCUGUCCCUCCAGCGCCGAGCCAGUGUCAAGCUUAUCAAGUCCUUCAAGCAGCAGCAGUGCCCAUUCUAAACAAACUCACUGGCCUUGGUGUCUCUGCAUGUGCUGAGUGGAACUUUGCUUCAGUCAGCUUUGACUCUACUCGCUUCCUGUUAUGCCAGCAAGAAAAAACUGUCACCAACAAAUGUAAAAUAGCAAACAAAAGCAACAAAGACAUGAUAUUAUUCAAAAAUGCAUCUUUUCUUCACAUACUGGUGACACUCCGAGACCUUAUACUGAUGUGUACCUUAGAUGCAGCACUAGAAUACUUGUGUAAUGCAAAAAGCAUGUACAAAAGUGUACUGGAAUCUUGUUUAAAUGAUGUUUGGAGAAAGCUGAGGAUCAUUCAGUAUGUACAAGAUAAAACAAAAGAGGCAAACCCCAAAAUCACAGCCCUCUUACAGUGGAUGGAAGAGACAUAUGCAGAACAGAAAUUACUCAAAAUACUCAUUCUAAGUAGAAUGCAUUCAGAAGCCAUUAAAGAAUCCCUAAAUAUUUCAAUUGAGAAAACUGAAGGUCUAAAAGCAAUUGCCUUGUGUCCUGUGAGUGGAAAUCCAUUUCUGGAUCCAAAAAAUGUAUUAGACAGAUUAAGAAAAUUUUCCUACAUUAUAGUAAAUAACAAGCACAUAGGAAGUGACUUUCCUUGGGUUCACUUCUCCCUUGUUAUUGAAUAUGACUGCACUGAUGUUUGGCUAAAGCUGUGUCAGGACCUGAAUGUUCCACACGUAUCCUUUAUAAGCCAGUUUCCAGAUCCUUCUAUAAUAGGGAAAGACAUAAUCAUGCUAUUUAAAGAGCUUCUUCUACACAUUCAAAUUCCUUAUGUUUUUCUGUCAUCGGAAGGACUUACAAAUAACCCAGAGAUACUACAUCUGCUAGAGUCAAGGUAUAAUAUGACAUUUAUUGAAAGGGAGUGUUGUCCAUCUCUGCAGCUAUUUGGAAAGGCUGACAACUGUGCUGUGAUCACUGUAGAUGAGUCCACUGUCAUCAUACUGCAGAGUCUGGAAGGACUGAUUCCUGAUAAGUCAGCUGAGAACCUGAUCCUCAAACUUGUGGCUCUGUCUUUGCAAUACAGCUGCUGCUGGGUCCUCUUAUAUGCUAAAGAAAAACUUAACUCUGAGUACAAUCUUUCAGAAAUGACAUUACACAAUGUUGCUUUAGUCUAUGCAGCUCUAACUGCAUAUUUGUCAAAAUCAGAGGACUUGCAAAUUAAGACUUUUAUAUCUCCAGGAAUAGAUAAGACUGGAUUGCUUAUUCGCCAUAUUGCAGACCACACACUCAUGCUAAGUGCAAGUGACCCCUACAAGUGGCUGGACAGGUCAUGGCUUUCCAUCCUUCUAUCUGAGGAAGAAAACGUUUUACUUUCAUUUCCAAGUAUUAAUCCCAUGAUGGCUCAGCGUAUGCUAAGCAGAGGAUCUUCACUACAAUGGUUACUGUCAGCAACCCAUGACCAGCUAAAGAAACUUUUUCCAGAAAUGCCAUCAAAAGUUUUAAAGCAUUUCAAUGAUAUUACAGCUUUGCACAAGCUGAGUACAACAGCUACGUCCCAAAGACCUUUUAAUAUGUCAGUACCAGCUGCUAGAGAACACUGCUGUAGCCCUGACAAUAUCCAAAGCUCCUCUUUAGCUGUUGAUAAAUAUCCACCUGACAGUUCUCCAGAUGUGCUUUCUGGUGAAGAACAUGGAAUACCAUUUUCUCAGCCACCGCAACAAAAAAGGAGAAAGCUUAUAUGCGAGAGAGUUCCUGGAAGGUGCGAUGGUCAAACUCGUCUAAAAUUCUUCUAA
Molecule: messenger RNA, 3090 nt
Organism: Nanorana parkeri
Lineage: Eukaryota; Metazoa; Chordata; Amphibia; Anura; Dicroglossidae
Gene: SHOC1
Product: chromosome unknown C9orf84 homolog
Exons: 26
Coding region: 1-3090 (1029 amino acids)
Biological process (GO): resolution of meiotic recombination intermediates
Cellular component (GO): condensed nuclear chromosome
Molecular function (GO): single-stranded DNA binding; ATP hydrolysis activity
Source: RefSeq, a predicted model, not a curated record